CGUGCGUGGCGACGUGUCGGCCAUCUUGUGUUGUUGAGGCUGAGGAUUGACUUGGGUUCUGAGAGACUCCUGUCCCGGACCGCAGUGUUAAAAAGACCUGAAAACAUUUGCUGAAACCUCUUGCUGUGAGAAAGCAGAACUUUUGAACAGGUUUCUCCAUACAUAAAAAACUUUUUAAAAAUACGGAGAAGAAUGGCAGCAGAAACACAGACACUAAACUUUGGGCCUGAAUGGCUCCGUGCUCUGUCCAGUGGUGGGAGUAUCACGUCCCCUCCUCUUUCUCCGGCCCUGCCAAAGUAUAAGUUAGCAGAUUAUCGAUAUGGCCGAGAAGAAAUGUUAGCCCUUUUCCUUAAAGACUACAAGAUACCUUUUGACCUUCUGGAGAAAGAAUUCCUGCCUAUCCUACAGGAGGAGCCCUUGCCACCAUUGGCUCUAGUACCCUUUACAGAAGAAGAGCAGAGAAACUUUUCCAUGUCUGUAAAUAGUGCCGCUGUCCUGCGAUUGACAGGACGAGGAGGAGGAGGAGGAACAGUGGUGGGGGCUCCUAGAGGUCGAAGUUCUUCAAGAGGGCGAGGCAGAGGUAGAGGUGAAUGUGGUUUCUACCAAAGAAGUUUUGAUGAAGUAGAGGGUGUGUUUGGGCGAGGAGGUGGCAGGGAAAUGCAUAGAUCACAGAGCUGGGAAGAAAGGGGUGACAGGCGCUUUGAAAAACCAGGAAGAAAAGAUGUAGGGAGACCAAAUUUUGAAGAAAGUGGACCAACGUCUGUGGGGAGAAAGCAUGAAUUUAUACGGUCAGAAAGUGAAAACUGGCGAAUCUUUAGAGAGGAACAAAAUGGAGAAGAUGAAGAUGGAGGUUGGCGAUUAGCUGGAUCAAGAAGAGAUGGAGAGAGGUGGCGGCCUCACAGUCCUGAUGGCCCUCGUUCUACAGGCUGGCGGGAACACAUGGAACGGCGCCGGAGGUUUGAGUUUGAUUUUCGAGAUCGAGAUGAUGAGCGGGGUUACCGCCGGGUGCGUUCUGGCAGUGGGAGCAUCGAUGAUGACCGGGAUAGCUUGCCGGAGUGGUGUUUAGAGGAUGCUGAAGAGGAAAUGGGCACAUUUGACUCAUCUGGAGCAUUCCUCUCUCUAAAAAAAGUGCAGAAAGAACCUAUUCCUGAAGAGCAGGAAAUGGACUUUAGGCCUGUGGAGGAGGGAGAGGAGCGCUCUGACUCUGACAGCAGCCAUAACGAAGAGGCCAAAGAACCGGAUAAGACAAACCGGAGAGAGGGGGAGAAAGCAGAUAUAGCAGGGGCUGAAGCUUGUGAGGAAGUACCCCAGACGUUAUUGUCAUCUGCUAGACCAGGUACCCCUUCAGAUCAUCAGCCUCAAGAAGCAGCACAGUUUGAGAGAAAAGAUGAACCCAAAGCUGAACAAACGGAAAAGGCUGAAGAAGAGAAUCGGUCAGAAAAUAGUCUCCCAGCCAAGGUCCUCAGCAGAGGGGAUGAAACGGUGCCUGACUCCCAGCAACCCUCCACCCAGCUUCCUACAGACACAGCCUCUCCUCUCCUCAUCCUGCCACCUCCUGUUCCUACUCCUAGUCCUGCCUCACGGCCAGUUGAGACAGCAGUUGUUGAAGCCCCUGGUAUGAGCAGUGUUCCCACAGAGCCGGAUGAUGAAGAGGGCCUCAAACACUUGGAGCAGCAAGCUGAGAAGAUGGUGGCUUAUCUCCAAGACAGUGCACUAGAUGACGAAAGAUUGACAUCAAAACUGCAAGAGCACCGAGCUAAAGGAGUGUCAAUCCCACUGGUGCACGAAGCAAUGCAGAAGUGGUAUUACAAAGACCCUCAGGGGGAGGUCCAAGGUCCUUUUAACAAUCAGGAGAUGGCCGAAUGGUUUCAGGCGGGCUAUUUUACUAUGUCAUUGCUGGUGAAGAGAGCAUGUGAUGAGAGCUUCCAGCCCCUUGGUGAUAUCAUGAAAAUGUGGGGAAGGGUUCCUUUCUCUCCAGGCCCAGCUCCCCCUCCUCAUAUGGGAGAAUUGGACCAGGAACGCCUGACCAGACAGCAGGAGAUCACUGCCUUAUACCAGAUGCAGCACCUCCAGUACCAGCAGUUCUUAAUCCAACAACAGUAUGCACAGGUGUUGGCUCAGCAGCAGAAAGCAGCUUUGUCGUCUCAGCAGCAGCAGCAACUGGCUCUUCUUCUGCAGCAGUUCCAGGCUCUGAAGAUGAGAAUGUCUGAUCAGAACAUCAUUCCCUCAGUAACUAGGUCUGUGUCAGUGCCAGAUACUGGCUCUAUCUGGGAGCUUCAGCCAUCAGCCUCACAGCCUGCAGUUUGGGAAGGUAGUAGUGUAUGGGAUCUUCCCCUGGACACCACAACACCAGGUCCUUCCCUGGAACAGCUUCAGCAGCUAGAGAAGGCCAAAGCUGCAAAGCUAGAACAGGAGAGAAGAGAGGCAGAAAUGAGGGCAAAAAGGGAAGAGGAGGAGCGAAAGAGGCAAGAAGAACUCCGGAGACAGCAGGAGGAAAUCCUUCGGAGGCAGCAGGAGGAAGAAAGGAAAAGAAGGGAAGAAGAGGAACUUGCUCGAAGAAAGCAGGAGGAGGCUCUGCGACGCCAGCGGGAGCAAGAGAUUGCACUAAGGCGACAGCGAGAAGAGGAGGAAAGACAGCAACAGGAAGAAGCUCUUAGAAGAUUGGAGGAGCGGAGGAGAGAAGAGGAGGAAAGGCGGAAGCAGGAAGAAUUGUUACGCAAGCAGGAAGAGGAGGCUGCCAAAUGGGCUCGGGAAGAGGAAGAAGCCCAGCGCCGACUGGAAGAGAACAGGCUGCGCAUGGAGGAGGAGGCAGCCAGACUUCGGCAUGAAGAAGAGGAACGAAAACGGAAGGAACUGGAACUGCAGCGGCAGAAGGAUCUGAUGCGCCAGAGGCAGCAGCAGCAAGAGGCUCUCCGAAGGUUGCAGCAGCAACAGCAGCAGCAGCAGCUUGCACAAAUGAAGCUUCCCUCUUCAUCAACGUGGGGUCAGCAGUCUAACACAGCAACAUGUCAGUCCCAGGCCACACUGUCCUUGGCUGAGAUCCAGAAGCUGGAAGAAGAACGAGAACGCCAGCUUCGAGAAGAGCAAAGGCGGCAGCAGAGGGAAUUGAUGAAAGCUCUCCAGCAGCAGCAGCAGCAGCAGCAGCAACAGAAACUCUCAGGCUGGGGGAAUGUCAGCAAACCUGCAGGUACCACCAAGUCUCUACUGGAGAUACAGCAGGAAGAAGCCAGGCAGAUGCAGAAGCAGCAGCAGCAGCAGCAGCAACAGCAACAGCAACACCAGCAAUCAAACAGAGCCCGGAACAGCACACAUUCCAACCUGCACACCAGCAUUGGGAAUUCUGUAUGGGGCUCUAUAAACACAGGUCCUCCUAACCAGUGGGCGUCUGAUCUAGUCAGUAGUAUCUGGAGUAAUGCAGACACCAAAAACUCCAACAUGGGGUUUUGGGAUGAUGCAGUGAAAGAGGUGGGACCUAGAAAUUCAACAAAUAAAAAUAAAAACAACGCCAGUCUCAGUAAAUCUGUAGGUGUGUCUAACCGGCAAAAUAAGAAAGUAGAAGAAGAAGAAAAGUUGCUGAAGCUCUUUCAGGGAGUAAAUAAAGCCCAAGAUGGAUUUACCCAGUGGUGUGAACAGAUGCUUCAUGCCCUUAAUACGGCAAAUAACUUGGAUGUUCCCACAUUUGUUUCUUUCUUGAAAGAAGUGGAGUCUCCUUAUGAAGUCCAUGACUAUACCAGGGCCUACUUAGGAGAUACUUCUGAGGCCAAGGAGUUUGCUAAGCAGUUCCUUGAGCGCCGUGCCAAACAGAAAGCCAACCAGCAGCGGCAGCAGCAGCAGCAGCAGCAGCAGCAUCAACAGCAGCAGCAGCAGCAGCAGCAGCAGCAGCAGCAGCAGGACUCUGUCUGGGGGAUGAACCACAGUACACUCCACUCGGUAUUUCAGACCAAUCAGAGCAACAACCAACAAUCAAAUUUUGAGGCUGUGCAAAGUGGCAAGAAGAAGAAAAAGCAGAAGAUGGUUCGAGCAGAUCCCAGUUUAUUAGGAUUUUCAGUCAAUGCCUCGUCGGAGCGACUGAACAUGGGAGAGAUUGAGACUCUGGAUGACUACUGAGUACCUGCUGCUGUGCCAGCCUUCCCACUCCUGCCUAGUGACCAUGGUUUCUCCUCAUUGGACACAACAUACGUUCACCAUUUGCUCUGUCACUCUGCAACAAAUCACAGAACCAAUCAUCUCAGGCUUUUUUUUUUU
Molecule: messenger RNA, 4245 nt
Organism: Apodemus sylvaticus (European woodmouse)
Lineage: Eukaryota; Metazoa; Chordata; Mammalia; Rodentia; Muridae
Gene: Gigyf2
Product: GRB10 interacting GYF protein 2
Exons: 29
Coding region: 193-4107 (1304 amino acids)
Biological process (GO): insulin-like growth factor receptor signaling pathway
Cellular component (GO): vesicle; perikaryon; proximal dendrite
Molecular function (GO): protein binding
Source: RefSeq, a predicted model, not a curated record